Messenger RNA from Trichoderma atroviride IMI 206040, 1590 nucleotides. RefSeq lists its product as uncharacterized. The record is from RefSeq and is a predicted model, not a curated record. Gene Ontology annotation, molecular function: monooxygenase activity; iron ion binding; heme binding. Lineage: Eukaryota; Fungi; Ascomycota; Sordariomycetes; Hypocreales; Hypocreaceae.
AUGGGAUCCGGGUUAAUAUGGAGUGCCGCUGGCGUUCUAGGCUAUGGCAUUUGUUUGCUGCUGCUGAGCAUCGCAUCAGUUGCUUUGUAUAGGCUGUUUCUCCAUCCUCUCGCACAGGUGCCGGGCCCAAAAUUAGCUGCUAUUUCUAAUGUAUGGCAUGCAUAUCAUGCUCGAAAUGGUGGCAUGUUCGAAUUGGCAUGCACACUCCACCAGAAGUAUGGCGAAGUAGUGCGAGUUGGCCCCGAUGAACUUUGGUUCACUAGCAUGGAGGCUUUUGACAAGAUCUACAGUAGCACCAAAGGAUACGAAAAGAGUGACUUUUAUUUGGCAACCAGCUUAAUCAUGCCAAAAAUAGAUUACUUUUUGCGUCCUCAUUUUGUCGACAGCUUGGAUCUACUGUCCGAGAGGGACAUGAAGCGCUAUCGCCUCCAAAGACGGCUAAUUGGGCGAGUCUACCAAACAGCCAAUGUGACCAAGUUUGAAGCAGCAGUCGACGAUGUUAUCAAGCAAGUCAUUACGCGGCUGAAGGCUUUGGAUGGCGCGGAACUAGACUUGAAGGAGUGGAUGCACAUCAUUGCCGUCGAGUGUCUUGGUGCUUCUGUUUUGUCUUGGUCUCCGGGACUGCUCAAAGCUGGAACUGACUGGGGAUCAAGCGGUCACAGCUAUCUUGCUUGGAGAAGGAAGAGUGUCAUGGGUCUGUUUCCGACCAUGACCAAAUUGACCAUGUGUACAAACCUAUUCGAAUGGGUUUUCAGAGAUGUCUGGAACUUGAAGUACACUGCUCCACCCAAUUUUCGAUCAUUCUUUCCUGACGUGGGAAAGCGUAUAUCUCGGAGGAUCAAGACUGCGUUGAACCCAAAUGCUGGUAAAGAUCGCCGGGUAGAUUUAAUGGCAGACCUCGUUCAACUCCACAAAGAUAGGCCUGAAUUCACAGAGGUCUAUCUUCGAAAAAUGGGAAUGACCAAUUUUGGCGCGGGCCACGACACGAUGGCUUCGACACUGACAGCCAUUUUCACAAUGAUUGGAACACACGGCGACGUACAGAAGAAAGUAACAGAAGAAAUCCGGAGCGCCAAGGAUCCAUUAUCAUAUGCGGGCGCAGUUCAGUUGCAGUAUACGCGCGCAGCUUCUAGAGAGGCCAUGCGCCUUCACCCAGCCUUGACAAUGUCACUCUCUCGUCGAGUUCCUGAUAACGGCCUGCAUGUCCACGGGCACUUCAUCCCAGGAGGCACGACAGUCGGGUGCAACCCAGCGGCGUUGCAUCGAAAUGCAAACAUUGUGACAGGCUCAGACCCAGAGGCCUACAGCCCGGACCGAUGGCUCAGUGGCGACGCUCUUGACGUGCGCCUCAUGGAACGCUACAGCCUCAACUGGGGCGGUGGCCCAAGGACUUGUCCGGGCAAGAACUUGGCCGAGAUGGUGGUGUACAAAGUCGUAUCAGCCCUAUUCGAACGAUUCGACGUAGAGGUGGUGGCACCGGCGCAGAUUGGGCAACCGUCGUACUACAUGUCGAUGAUCACAGGCGCAAAGGCCCGAUUCUUGCCCGUCGCUCCACUGAUGGCCGAGGAAGGCUCUAAAAGAACUGGUUAA